Messenger RNA from Sclerotinia sclerotiorum 1980 UF-70, 255 nucleotides. RefSeq lists its product with no specific name. The transcript has 2 exons. Bases 1 to 255 code for a protein of 84 amino acids. NCBI's taxonomy places the organism in Eukaryota, Fungi, Ascomycota, Leotiomycetes, Helotiales, Sclerotiniaceae. The record is from RefSeq and is a predicted model, not a curated record.
AUGUAUAUAUAUGCUGAGCGGCAAAUCUACAAGGCUUCUGGACAAUUCAAAGCGCGAUUGAUGUUUAGAGAAGACGUUACCUCGUCAUCUCGUCACCUCAUCACCUCAUCGUUCGGAAGUCAAAAGGGAUACAGGUCGAUUGUUCGAGAUAAAAUCAAAGCUUUGUUCCACCGACAAAGAAAGGUCAAUGAGAAAGUUGAACGCAAGGCGAGAGAUGUCGAGAUAUGGAAUAUUGGAAGGAAGAUGGAAAGAUGA